AAAACUCUCCCUCUUUAUUCUCGGUGGUCAAAGAAAGAAGAGAAGCGGAGCGAAGAUGAUCGAGGUGGUGCUGAACGAUCGUCUGGGGAAGAAGGUGAAGGUGAAGUGCAACGAGGACGACACCAUCGGCGACCUGAAGAAGCUGGUGGCUGCCCAGACGGGUACCCGAGCCGAUAAGAUCCGGAUCCAGAAGUGGUACAACGUCUACAAGGACCACAUCACUCUCCGCGACUACGAAGUCCAUGACGGCAUGGGCCUCGAGCUCUACUACAACUGAAAUCAAGGCAUUGUAACAAUGCACUGGCCGUGGGACUGGUGCUUAGUCUCUAUAAGAGGUGGUGCUGUAUGGACUGCAAAACCGUAUAAUGGCGCAGAUUAUGUGUAUUUUCUGAAACAACUUCAUAAGUGCGUUGUUUACUUAUAUUUCAAUGUCUACUCGAUACAUUUGGGUUGAAUGAAUUCUGUGUAGUAAUACAUAAGCAGUAUAUCUUCUGUGACAUAAGCAGUAUGAAUUCGGUGUUAUAAUGGUAUCUGUGCUUGGUUUUUAUGUGUGUUUAUCUUGUG
Fragaria vesca subsp. vesca is the source of this 564-nucleotide messenger RNA. RefSeq names its product ubiquitin-like protein 5-like. Bases 56 to 277 code for a protein of 73 amino acids. The transcript is spliced from 2 exons. NCBI's taxonomy places the organism in Eukaryota, Viridiplantae, Streptophyta, Magnoliopsida, Rosales, Rosaceae. Gene Ontology annotation, molecular function: protein tag activity; protein binding. Gene Ontology annotation, cellular component: cytoplasm; nucleus. Gene Ontology annotation, biological process: protein modification process; mRNA splicing, via spliceosome. The record is from RefSeq and is a predicted model, not a curated record.